Penicillium psychrosexuale is the source of this 1179-nucleotide messenger RNA. RefSeq lists its product as uncharacterized. NCBI's taxonomy places the organism in Eukaryota, Fungi, Ascomycota, Eurotiomycetes, Eurotiales, Aspergillaceae. The record is from RefSeq and is a predicted model, not a curated record. The transcript has 4 exons. The coding region runs from base 1 to 1179 and encodes 392 amino acids.
AUGCCGAGAUCCGUUCAGCACUGGCCAGGGGGAAUCCCCACUUCCAUCCAACCACACCCAGAGACAGAUUUAUCUCUGGACCAAAUUAAGGAGGAAGUCAAAGGCUGGCUACUAUUUGUACAGGAGAAUUGGGUUUCUGCAGCAAACGCAGGUUCCUCCUCCGAUGAGAGAUAUGAGUUAUACCACCGCCGGCAACUGGUGGAAAAAUGGGCUUCGGCUACACAGGAAUUUCGUGAUGUGAAUUCGACUCGGUCAAAUCUGUCCUCGAAGUUCAUUGCGUACCAAUCGCGUGCACCUGUGGGUCUUCCAGGUACAGAGGGGCCAAGAUCGAACAUAAAUGAACCUGUUAAAGGUCUUCGAUACCCAGCCGAAGCAUUAGAACGUCUCUACGACACUCUUCAGCCGAUCGAUAUUAACGGCCUGAUUUCUCUUGCCCCUGUUGAUGAAACCCAUCCUGCAAAUCGAGCGCGAUGGGUGAAAUUCGCGAUCCUAUUAUAUAACUAUGAUAUUGAGACUGGGCACUGUCUACUCGAUAAUUAUAUGCCAUCGGAGGCUAUCCUUAAUCCAGCAACCACUACCGAUCUAUCAGUAGAGGAUUAUCUGCCCUGGGCGGAUCUUGAGACCGCAAACUUCGGGUCUAUCUAUCUCACACAUACUGGCAAAGUACUCUAUCUCGGUUAUUCAGGCCCAUACAUGUUGGUUGAUGGACUAGGUCUAAGAACCGGGCGCCUGACAAUUGUCGAGUUUGAAAUCAACGGGACUGUGAAAGAAUCUGUUGAAGUCCGCCCGUUUAAUAUGCGAAUGCCAUACUUGAGCGCCUUCGAGAAUUGGUCAGGUUUUGGGGAUAUCAAGCAUGCUCGGGGUGCUUAUAGACACCAAAAUCCGCCACUUGACAUGGACCUACCGAUCGUCGAUAUUCUCUGUCAAGCCAAGGACGCUAACCAACUUCCAAACUCAAUGUUCCUCUGUGACCGAGAGCAGUGGACAAGUGAUGUUGAGCUAUAUGCCCCGGGCUACUUGGCUCUCGAGGCCGAAGGGCGCGGGGGAGAGUACCCCCUAACCCGUCUCACUGUACCAGGCCCUAUCCAGGCGGUCAAGAAACAGGUUAUGAGCAGGGUGCAGGACCCCAAUUUCACACACCCCAAUUUUCUGUUCAUUCCUCUAGGCCGAUUUCCAUGA